Polypterus senegalus (gray bichir) is the source of this 2009-nucleotide messenger RNA. Its product is annotated as CD209 antigen-like protein C. The transcript is spliced from 6 exons. NCBI's taxonomy places the organism in Eukaryota, Metazoa, Chordata, Cladistia, Polypteriformes, Polypteridae. Bases 1 to 939 code for a protein of 312 amino acids. The record is from RefSeq and is a predicted model, not a curated record.
AUGGAUGACAUCUACAUGAAUAAUGAAGUUUUGAACUCUCAGUGUACUUUGCCAUCUUCCAAGAAACAUGAAAUGUACCUAAAAUCAAGCAGGAGCUCACAGAAAGAUGAGGCAGAGUUUGACAAUGUCUAUAUGAAUUUUGAGACCUUGAAUGUUUAUUCUCUUGCUUCUGCCAAACAAACCAAAAUCACAACUGACAAGGUGAGCAGCUCUUCACAAGAAGAAAGAGAACAAAAGCCAUGGCGUAACAGAGAGGCAGGCUGCUGCGGGCUGUCUGCUUGCUCUUGCUGUUGGGUGGUGGUGUCUCUUAUUGUGUUGCUCAUUCUGUUGCUGAUUGCCUUUGGAAUAUUUAUAAUACAUGCUGAAAAUAAGUUGCAGGAUAUGAAAAAGGCCUAUGCUGGCUUAUCAGAAAAUCACUCCUUAGCAAACGAAGAGCUCAACCUUUUGUGGAAUAACUUCACCCGUUUAUCAACAAAGCAUCUGACUCUUCAGUUUAAUUACAGCACACUUUUUGACAAAAAGUGCCCAAUUUGCCCAUAUGGAUGGCUGAUUAAUCAGACAUCAUGUUACUACAUCUCGACUGAUCAAAUGAAUUGGAAGGAUAGUCAAGGUGAUUGUGCAGCCAAAGGAGGGCAUCUGGUGAUAAUCACAAAUGAAAAGGAGCAGAUAUUUUUGAAAGAACAUGUCAGCAAGUCAGAUGUUUGGAUUGGUCUCUCUGAUUUAAAAGAAGAAGGAAGGUGGAUUUGGGUAGACAACACAACACCCAUGAAAAGCUACUGGGGAGAAGGACAGCCUGAUGACUGGAAAGACGAUACUCCAAAUGGAGAGGACUGUGCUCAUAUAAGACACUGGGCAGACUCCAUCUAUAACUGGAAUGAUGUACCUUGUGAUAACAGCAUAGGAAGAGUUUGUGAAAAAGAACAAAACAACAUCUUUUAAAGCUGAUACUUAAAAUUACUUUUACUUUAAUUUUCAUAUCUCUUAAAUGACGUUAAAAUGUUUUGUAAUGUGUGUAUUGUCACCACUGUAGUGCUGAUCCUGGACAUUGAUUGUUAUCUUCCUUGUCAGUGAACUUAAAAGCACAAGUUUGUGUUGUUGGGUGAUGGAGCCUAUCCUGGCAGCUUGGAGAGCAGGACAUGUGAUGGCCUUGGCCAGUGCCCACUAAUGUACACACACAUCCACACUUGUUCAUAUUAGGACCAAUUUGGAAUUGCUAGUCAACCUUAAAUGUCUAUCUUUUUCGGGAAAUGGGAGGAAAACCAACACAGACACAUACAGGAAGAAUAGGCAAAGUCUACAUAGGACAGGAUUCAGACACAGGACAUAGGAUCCAUGAAGAUGGACCAAGCUGCUCCGAUAAGAAAGUUCUGCCCUACAAUUACUUUUAUCUUUUUUACUGUGCUAACAUAGAAUUUAGAAUGUAACCUUUUCACAUUUAAAUUAAUAUAAAAACCAAACAGCCAGAUUCAUAAUUGCUGCAUAACUCAGAGCUAAAGCUGUAUUACCAAUGCGAGUUCCAUAUGGCAAGACCUCAGAAUAUGUAGCGGUGAAAAGAGUGUUGCCUGGUCCACAGUUUUCUCAUCCAGUUGGACUAUUUUUAAUCAUUAUCCACGGGAAAAGAAUUGGCUUUCACGGGAUUGCAGUUUUCUGGGUUACUUUAAAAAAAAAAAAAAACAAAGUGGGAUUUUGGGCUAUUUUUCAACCCACCCCUCCACCACAUAUUAACAAUGUUUUUCAUUUAUCUGUCACCUGUUCCACAUUGUUCCACAACCGCUACACACCAUUCCACAUCCUGCUUCGCCUCCACUGGCUCCCUGUGCCUUACAGGAUUGAAUUUAAAAUUCUAUUAAUUACCUACAAACCUCUAAAUGGCCUUGCAUCAGACUACAUCAGUGACCUUCUCCAUCGCUAUGUCCCUGUUUACCCACUAUGUUCCUCUGAUUCUGGCCAUCUUGUUUUGCCCCACAUUAACCUACACUCCAUGGGUGACAGCAGGGCCUUCAGCUGUA